Messenger RNA from Paralichthys olivaceus (Japanese flounder), 791 nucleotides. RefSeq names its product MYC binding protein (gene mycbp). Gene Ontology annotation, cellular component: nucleus. Gene Ontology annotation, biological process: regulation of DNA-templated transcription. The record is from RefSeq and is a predicted model, not a curated record. Gene Ontology annotation, molecular function: transcription coactivator activity. Lineage: Eukaryota; Metazoa; Chordata; Actinopteri; Pleuronectiformes; Paralichthyidae.
AGACUCAUCCACUUCCUACCGGCUGAACGCGACCGGACGAACUGUUUUUUUUACAAUAUUUAUAAAUUAAUGUUUAACAUUGACUAAGUUCUUCUUCUUCUUCUUCUACAAACCUUUUAACUGAACGAGAGAAAACUACAAACACGUUUAUCACGUCUUCCGGGUUUAACCUGUUGUUAUGGCAACGCCUGGAGUGCUCGUGGUGCGUUGAAGGAAACAAACAAACAAACAAACAGCAGCUGUCGGUGUUUCCUGUGGAUAAACAACCGGAUAUCCAACAGCCACCCCCCCACGCGCAUCAUGGCGCAUUACAGGGCCUCAGAGUCGAAGAGGGAGCAGUUCAGAAGGUACCUGGAGAAGUCCGGGGUCCUGGACACUAUAACCAGCGUUCUAGUGGCUCUGUACGAAGAGACUGACAAACCCAACAAUGCUCUGGAUUUCAUAAAGCUUCACCUCGGUGCAGCUGGGCCAGAGCCAGCAGACGCUGAGGCUCUUCGCAUGGAGCUGGCCGAUCUUCAGCAGAAGUGCAACCUGCUCAUGGAGGAGAACAAAGAGCUGAGGAACAGGCUCAUGCAGUACGAAUCGUCACCUGAGGAGGGAGCUGCAGAGUAGAGAAGUGCUUUCUCUUGUUCUUUGCAAAAAAUAUAAGAAAAAACGUUAAAUGAGCAUCUUUGUAGAAUAUGUAAAUGUUUAUUACAUAAUAACACGGUGAUCACAAAGUCACAGUUUGUUUUUGUUCCGCAACAAGAAGCAACUUUUGUUUUCUCACAUUAAAAAUGUGUUUUUCAGCA